AUGGAACCCCGUCGACUAAAGUGUAGAGAUAGGGCGGCAAACUGGACAGCUCUUCGAGGUUCCUGCGACUCAUAUAUCGGCCGCUUGACAACUGGGGGGUUCCAUCUGCGAUCACGGACUUGGAAAACUUUCCUCAACUCGCAGGAGUUCGCCGCCACUCGUACUCUCGUUUCCUUAAUCAAACAGCGUUCCGGUAUUGGAUACCGUUUUGUUGCACAUUAUUUACAUGGUCUGUCAUUGCGAUUAUACCUUUUAUUAAUAUUAUUCUGUUAUAGCAUUAUUGCACACUUUUUAUUCUCUUGCCCCUCCCCCCCUUGGCUAGGAUCGCGAUUCAACACCGUCUUCGACAGAGGCUACGCAUGCUUGGAUAUAGUGUACACCUUUCCGGAGGACAGUGGCAUUUAUUCGUGCGUCGUUUCAAAUCAACUUGGCUCUGUCGCUUCCAACCCAGCCGUGGUUGAGUAA
Molecule: messenger RNA, 465 nt
Organism: Protopolystoma xenopodis
Lineage: Eukaryota; Metazoa; Platyhelminthes; Monogenea; Polystomatidea; Polystomatidae
Source: the annotation of a GenBank genome assembly